Molecule: messenger RNA, 1590 nt
Organism: Orussus abietinus
Lineage: Eukaryota; Metazoa; Arthropoda; Insecta; Hymenoptera; Orussidae
Gene: Phb1
Product: protein l(2)37Cc
Exons: 4
Coding region: 229-1047 (272 amino acids)
Biological process (GO): mitochondrion organization
Cellular component (GO): membrane; mitochondrion
Source: RefSeq, a predicted model, not a curated record
UCUAACGAAGCCUUUCUAACAUGAAUUGGACUCCAUUUUCUACGAGCGCUCUGCUGUAGCGGAUAAAAGGCCGAUAAAAGUAUAGACGGGAAUACAGUGAAUUACGUAAGCCCGGCGAAGAACACGAAGGAGCAAACAAUUGGCAAUUCAGAAAAAUCUUCAAAUUUAAUUUCGAGGAAAGAAGUGAAGAACGAGCGUUCCAUCGUCAAAAACACAUAAUUCGUAAAAAUGAGUGCACAAUUCUUCAAUCGAGUGGGACAGCUUGGUCUAGGCGUUGCUGUUCUUGGAGGAGUUGUCAAUUCUGCGCUUUACAACGUUGAUGGCGGACACCGAGCUGUUAUAUUUGAUAGGUUUGCCGGUAUAAAAAAUCAAGUUGUGGGAGAAGGAACACAUUUUUUCAUUCCAUGGGUUCAGAAGCCUAUCAUAUUUGAUAUACGCUCUCGACCGAGAAACGUUCCUGUCAUUACGGGUAGUAAGGACCUUCAGAAUGUGAAUAUUACUCUUCGUAUCUUAUUCAGACCAGUCCCUGACUCAUUACCGAAGAUCUAUACAAUUCUUGGUGUUGAUUACGACGAGAGAGUUUUGCCUUCUAUUACGACUGAAGUACUAAAAGCAGUUGUAGCACAGUUUGAUGCUGGUGAAUUGAUUACUCAGCGUGAACUCGUUUCCCAAAAAGUCAGCGAGGAUUUAACCGAACGAGCUGCUCAGUUUGGAGUUAUCUUGGAUGACAUUUCCAUUACACAUUUGACUUUUGGCAAAGAGUUCACACAAGCAGUAGAGUUGAAACAAGUGGCGCAACAAGACGCCGAGAAAGCUCGCUUUUUGGUAGAAAAAGCUGAGCAGCAAAAGAAAGCUGCCAUUAUUAGUGCAGAAGGAGAUGCCCAAGCUGCUAGUUUACUGGCAAAAUCCCUUGGAGAUGCUGGCGAUGGUCUCGUCGAACUCAGAAGAAUCGAAGCUGCGGAAGACAUUGCAUACCAAUUGUCACGUUCUCGCCAAGUGUCAUACUUACCUGCUGGUCAAAACAUACUGCUAAAUUUGCCACAGUAAAGGAGUAAUAAACAGUGUACAUAUAUUAACAACUUACCACUUUAAAAAAUUUCAUAUUUUAGUUCAAAGUAUGCAUAGCAAAAGGUGAUGAGAAACUAUUAUCUCCUGAAAAGAUAUUUUAACAUUCUCAGUGUUGCGUUAAAUAAUAUGGUUAUACCUAUAUUUUCUAUUAUUUGAGAGAAAUGUUCUCUAUUUUAACAAUGUAUAUUGGAGAAAAAAAUUUUGCAAAGGUUCCUUGUAAUUACGAAGAGGGCAAUUUUUCUUUGAUACAUUUUGUACAUCUUAUAUAAUUAUGGUGGAAAACUGUAUUUACUUAAAAAGGAAGAAAAUGCAUUUAUAAUCCUUUCUCUUCUCGUAGCACCAUAGAAAUUGAUAAGGAUUUGCAAUUGAUAUUUGUUGUCGCUUUGCUUAUAGCAAGCCUUCCUUUUAAAUAUUGCUCCAAACGUACUUGUAGUUUCUUGUAACGACGAAAAUUGUGAAAAGAUAGGUUGCAUUUCUGUUCACGAUGAGCUAAUAAAUCCGCAAAUGUUGAAUUUAAUGACA